Bacillus rossius redtenbacheri is the source of this 3391-nucleotide messenger RNA. RefSeq names its product CCAAT/enhancer-binding protein zeta (gene Noc1). The record is from RefSeq and is a predicted model, not a curated record. Bases 246 to 2897 code for a protein of 883 amino acids. The transcript has 16 exons. Lineage: Eukaryota; Metazoa; Arthropoda; Insecta; Phasmatodea; Bacillidae. Gene Ontology annotation, cellular component: nucleus.
ACAACGACCUAUCUCUAGGUCGUUGGUGUGUACAAUGCUCGUUGGUGUGUACAAAUGAAUUGUUGGACAUGGACUACAUCACGUUGUGUAAUCUAUGACUUAGUCCAUGUGUUUGAGAGAAAUGGUUAUUUUUUGUUUAAUUAAUUAUAAAGCUCAUAUUUUAAAGCAUGUGGUGUAAUAUCAUUAACUAAGGAUAAGCAAUCUAUAGUCAUAUAUAACUAUCAAUUUCAAAAAUCACAGCAGAAAUGGUGAAGUUACAGAAGAAACAGCAGAAAGGAUUUGUUAAGGAUGAAGAUGAUCUCUCUCAGAUAAUAGAUGAUGUUGAUGAUGAUGAUGAAACAAAUGAGCAACUUUAUUUGCAGCCACAGGAUGAAACCAACGCUGAGUUUUCUGCAAAAAAGAAAUGGUAUGAAGAGUUUGUGGAUGAACCUUCGGAAGCGGUGUCCUUGUCGCUAGAGGAGAUCGAAAGGCUCAGAGCGGAGGCAAAGAAACUACUUGCUGAUGAAGUCACGAAGCAUGAACAUCACCUGGCCGAGACGCGCUCGGACCACCAGUGGAUGCGCACGGUGCUGGCCCGGGGCACGGCCUCGGACAAAGUGGCGGCCCUCACGCUGCUGGUGCAGGACUCUCCGCUGCACGGGCUGUCGUCGCUGGAGAGCCUGGUCGCCAUGGCGCGGGUGGCCAAGAAGCGCGAGUGCGUCCUGGCCAUCGACGCGCUGACGGACCUGUUCCUGACGGAGCUGCUGCCGCCGGACCGCAGGCUGCGCCCCUUCGAGGCGUGCCCCCUGGACGGCUCUGACCCCGCCCGCCUGCUGCGCCACCUCCUGGAGGACCGGCUGAAGGCCUCGUACCUGGGCUUCGUGGGGGCGCUGGCGGCCGCCGCCCGCGACUCCGUGGACGCCAACCGGGAGAAGGCCGUCGUGGCCAUGUACAAGCUGCUGAGCGGCCGUCCCGAGCAGGAGGCCCUGCUGCUGAGACACCUGGUGAACAAGCUGGGAGACCCGAACUCGAAGACGGUGUCGAAGGUGAUCUACUGCCUCGGCCAACUGCUGCGUGCUCACCCCAACAUGAAGGGCGUGGUCAUGGAGGAGAUAGAGAAGCUUCUGUUCAGACCGAACAUGGGUGAUCGAGCCCAGUACUACUGCAUCUGCUUCCUCAGCCAGUUCGUGUUCACCGAUCACGACGCGGUGGUCGCCAGGAACCUGAUCUCGCUCUACUUCUCCUUCUUCAAGGCUUGCAUCAAGAAGGGGGAGGUGGACUCUCGCAUGAUGAGCGCGCUGCUCAUGGGCGUGAACCGCGCCUACCCGUUUGCCAAGGCGGAGAUGCGGCAGAUCACCGAGCACGUUCAGACCAUGUACAAGGUGGUCCACAUGGCCGGCUUCAACGUCGCGCUGCACACGCUCUGCCUGCUGUACCACGUGUGCGACCACGCCAACUCCAUGUCCGACAGGUUCUACAGUGCGCUGUACAGGAAGAUGGUGGACCCGGGCCUGAUGACGUCCUGCCACCAGGCCAUGUUCCUGAGCCUCGUCUUCCGCUCGCUCCGCAGGGACACCCACGCCGGGCGGAUCAGGGCGUUCGUGAAGCGGCUGCUGCAGGUGUGUACGUACUCACCGGUGCCGCUCGCCUGCGGCAUCCUGUACAUGGCCUCCCAGCUGGUGUACCGACGCAGUGACCUGCUGGCGCUGACCUGCAAGGCCAGCUUCGUGGACGACUGUGACGACGACGGCGAAGAGCACUACUACGACGUCAAGCUGGAGGAAGGUCCCAGGGCGGGAAAGGACGAGCAGGGAGCCGGCGCGGACGCCGAGACGGAGGCGAAGAGCGCGGAGGCCGAGGCGAAGAACGCCGCGACCUGGCAGCACAGCGACAACAUGCGGGCGCGCGGCUCGCGGUACUGCCCCCUGCAGAGGAACCCCUCGUUCGCGGGGGCCGAGCACUCUGCGUACCUGGAGCUGCUGGCGCUGUCCCGCCACUUCCACCCCACCGUCGCCCUCUUCGCCUCCAACAUCAUCGAGGGGAAGCUGACCAGCUACUCGGGCGACCCUCUUCUGGACUUCACGGUGGCCCGGUUCCUGGACAGGUUCGUGUUCAAGAACCCGAAGAAGGUGAACAGGGAGGACGUGCCCGUCCACCCGUUCGACCGCAAGAAGACGUACGUGGCGUCGGGCGCCAGGGCCCUGCGGGUCAACACCAGCAGCUACCUCAGCAUGGAGGAGUGGAGCAUUCCCGAGGACGAGCGCUUCCUCUACAGGUACCUGUACGCGAGACAGUCGAAGACUGCGAAAGACGAAGAAGACAGUGAUGCGGACAGUGUCGCUAGUGAUGAGUUCGAGGAGAUGAUGGACAAGUUGUCUGGCAGUAAAAAUGCAGAGGAGUCACUGGAUUUCGCCGAUCACAUCUCCACUCAAACUGCAAGCGGCGUUAAGAAAGGCAAAAAGAAGUCCGGUGAGGCUGGCAGCGACGAGGAGUCGGCUGAGGACGACGACGAAGACGACUUUGACGGCGGGAGCGGUGACGAUGCUGGAAGUAUGGCCGACGAUGCGAGCGACAUCGUGUUCGAUAGCGACGACAACGCCAGUGAAGGAGACAUAAUCAACGAACUGAAGGAACUCCAGUUUGGAAGCGAGGACCUCCCGCAGUCGUCCAGAAAAACAAAAGGAAAGGGAAAGAAGGGCGUCGACAUGAGGAGUAUGUUUGCCUCGGCUGACGAGUUCGCAGAGAUUCUGCAGGAUGAGGGUGUGUCUGGCCACACGGGUCAAUUUUCAAACAAAGACAAUGCCGGCGUGAAGCAGCUCAAGUGGGAGUCUAAAAGGGACUUCUGGCUCAACAGGUCUGACAAGAAGCGCAGAACGAAGGGCCCAGGUGGGAAGGCAAAGAAGCAACGAAGAAAGUAGUUUGUGAUGGUUCACGCCACUUCGUUGAGGUUUGUCCGUCACAAUCUGAAUUCAUGUUGUGGAGCUGGCCUUAGUUGGCCUUAUGUGUAAAACAUUAAUACAAGCUCUCUUUCUCAACGAGAAGUUAUGAUGUAUGUGAUGACCCAACUUGCCAGAGUAAUGUGGCAAUGAUUUUCUGUUCGUCAUCUGAUGUUGGUCCGUCAAAUGAUAAUGUCAGAGUAAACACUUGUGUGAAAAUGUGGACCUAUGUUUGUUGUUGAUAAAAUAUAUUUAUACCUGGUUUUACACAUUUAGUGCCUCAAAUUCAUCAAGCGUGAUUAUCUGCAUCAGUUUGUUACAACUAGCGACUCAGUUGGAACUGGAUCACGAGAGACAAGAUUUUAAAGUUUUAUUUUCAGACCAAUUUUGUUUUUAAAACAGGAGAUUCUGGUGUUAUUUUUUUUUCCAUGAAAUCUGUUUUUUAAUAAAGAUAGCUUAUUACUGAACAACUAUAA